This is a messenger RNA of Echinops telfairi (small Madagascar hedgehog), 1836 nucleotides long. RefSeq names its product potassium-transporting ATPase alpha chain 2-like. NCBI's taxonomy places the organism in Eukaryota, Metazoa, Chordata, Mammalia, Afrosoricida, Tenrecidae. The record is from RefSeq and is a predicted model, not a curated record. Gene Ontology annotation, biological process: intracellular sodium ion homeostasis; sodium ion export across plasma membrane; potassium ion import across plasma membrane. Gene Ontology annotation, molecular function: P-type sodium:potassium-exchanging transporter activity.
AUGGCGAGGAGCCACGGGAAGUGGGCGGGCCGAAAACUCCGGGGGAGGACCCGCUCCUCGGGCGUCGCGGCGCAGAGGGGUCGCGGCUCCGCGGUGCUCGCGUGGCCGCGGUCUGCGAGGGAGAAGUCGGGGGCUGUGCAGCUGUGGACCGAUGGACGGAGCACGGGUUCGCCUCCCGUGCGGAGGAAAACCCUAGAAAUUUACUCGGUGGAGCUCAAUGGAGCUAUAGCCACGGAGAAAACCAGCAAGGAGGACAACCAGAAGUCCAAGGGCCUGAAGAACGUGCUCUGGAACCACAAAAAGAACCGCCAGAAAGAAGAGAUUACGGGCAAAGCUGAUCUGGAUGACCACAAGCUCAGUAGUGAAGACCUGGAAAAGAAAUACGGAACCAACAUUGUGACGGGACUCUCUGGAGCAAGAGCAGCAGCUCUCCUGGCUCGGGAUGGACACAACACCCUCAGCCCUCCCAAGGAGACCCCGGAGACUGUCAAGUUCCUCAAGCAGAUGGUGGGGGGCUUCUCUGUCCUCCUGUGGAUGGGAGCCAUUCUGUGCUGGAUCACAUAUGGGAUUCAAUACUCCCAUGACCGGUCCUCAUCCCUAGACAAUGUGUAUUUGGGUGCUGUGCUGGCUGUGGUGGUUAUUCUGACGGCCAUGUUUGCCUACUACCAAGAGGCCCAAAGUACCAACAUCAUGGCCACCGUCAGUAAAAUGAUUCCUCGGCAAGCUCUUGUCAUCCGAGACGGGGAGAAGAAGACAAUCCCCGCAGAGCAGCUGGUGGGGGGGGACAUAGUAGAGAUUAAAGGAGGAGACCAGAUUCCUACAGACCUCAGAUUGCUGUCUUCUCAGGGGUGCAAGGUGGAUAACUCUUCACUCACAGGGGAAUCAGAGCCCCUGUCCUGGUCCUGUGAUUGCACCCAUGACAAUGCCCUGGAAACAAAGAACAUUGUCUUCUAUUCUGCAGCCUGUCUGGAAGGCUCAGCAACCUGCAUGGUCAUCACCACGGGUGACAGCACCGUCAUCGGAAUUGCCUCCCUGGCUUCAGGAGUUGGAAAUGAGAAGACCCCCCUUGGUUUUGUUCAUAUUGUGGCAGGAGUGUCCAUCUUCAUUGGCAUGAUUUUCUUCAUCAUCACUGUAUCCAUGAAGUAUCCUGUCCUGGACUCCAUCAUCUUCCUCAUCAGCAUCAUUGUCGCCAAUGUGUCCGAGGGUCUCCUGGCCACUGUCACCGUGAGUUCAUGCUGCUACGUAGCCACCAACUUUUCCUAUCCCCUGACGCUGUUAACACUUAACAUCUAUGCUAGGGAAGCUUCCACAAAGUACCAUCUUCCCUAGCUUUACAGUGAAAUGUCUGUCCCAUCACAGACAGCACUGGGACAUUGUGAAUAGCUUCCUGCUUAGAAGGAUGAAAGGCAAUUGUGAUAUUUUUAAUAUUGGAAGGCAUUAUCCUUGAAUGUUUUUUACAUUUUAAAAUCACUUUAAUAGCUCAGAUGUUCACAAUUGGAAAAGGUUAAAUCACGUACAUUAGAGCAUGAGAGAACAUCGAAACAUCAUUUUAAAAGAGCAUUUAAGGAUAUCACAAAAUGUUUCCAGCACAACAGUAAUUUCAUUUGUUUCCUUAUAGUCCUUUGAUUAAAGUUCUCCAAAUGCUGCUUGUAUAAUAUAACUUUGUAAGCUUGAAUAUAGUUUCCAUCUUAUUUGUCUAGCACACAAUGAAAAUGCCUGUCAUUAGAAUUGGGUAUUGAUUAACGGUUUUCUUGUCAAGUGCUCUGCCUCAUCCAGAUGAUUUGCCUUUGUCUCUGUCCUGUUUCAGACCUAAUAAAUGUGCCUCUGUCGAAUACA